Molecule: messenger RNA, 1048 nt
Organism: Zerene cesonia (dogface butterfly)
Lineage: Eukaryota; Metazoa; Arthropoda; Insecta; Lepidoptera; Pieridae
Gene: icln
Product: methylosome subunit pICln
Exons: 6
Coding region: 17-652 (211 amino acids)
Biological process (GO): mRNA cis splicing, via spliceosome
Cellular component (GO): spliceosomal complex; cytosol
Source: RefSeq, a predicted model, not a curated record
AUACGUCUUAUUAAAAAUGGUUGUAGUAUCAUCAACUUUUUCUGUGCCGGUAGAAGGCAUUAUUUUACAAACACCAUCAACAAAAUUGUUCAUAAAUGAUCAAGAAAUAGGUACAGCUACGUUAUAUAUAACAGAAAAUAAUGUUUUAUGGGGCGGAGGAGUGGGCGCUUCCGGUGGUUCAUCACCAACAAUAUCACUAUUGUACCCAAGUAUUUCUCUUCACGCUGUCCAGAGAGAGCCAAGUCCAGCCUUGUAUAUGGUGCUGAAUUAUGAAUUAAGAUUACCCCUUAACCAGUCCGGAGGUGGCGACACAAAUGAUAGUCAAAAUGAUGAUGAGGAAUUUGAUGCUGACGAUCAACCCAUCACCCAGUUGAGAUUCAUUCCAGCCAACGAGCAUGACCUGCAACCGAUGUAUUCAGCUAUGAGCCAAGGGCAAGCACUGCACCCCGACCCACAGGAUGUGGAUGAUGAUGACCCUUACAUGGAUGGAGAGGAUUUUGAUGAAGGCGAAGAGGAGUUCGAAGACGCGGAGGAGAGCGAGGGUAGUCCGGAGGAGGCGGCGAGGAGUCAACUGCAACAGAUGCGAAUUGAAAACACCAAUGGCACUUCCAACUUUCAUGAUUGUGAAGACAUGGACAAUGAACAGAAUUAAUUUUUAAUUUUAAUGUUAAUUAUAAAUUACAAUUAAACCUUGGUUUUAUUACACGCUGUGAUUUGCAUGCAAUUACGGUUUAGCUGACUGUUUGUUGGAAUGCAUUUAACCAUUAAUGAAUAAAGUGAUCAUUAAAAAAAAUACAAUAAACGGCUCAAUUAUAUUCAAGAAUUUAGAAAUAUUAAAAUUGCAUAUGACAUUUUUAUAUACUUCAUUAAAAUUGAAUGUAAACUUAGUGAAAACGACUAAAUUGUGAUUCAUUAAUAAAAUAAGACAAUCUGACAGAUACAAAAAAUUAAAUAUAAGUGAUGUGUGAAAGGCCUUUGUCGUAUAAAUAUUUGCCUUAGUUGAUCCGGAAAGGACUAAAAACCUAUUUUUUACAUAUUUAUGUUUUAC